Molecule: messenger RNA, 1707 nt
Organism: Misgurnus anguillicaudatus (oriental weatherfish)
Lineage: Eukaryota; Metazoa; Chordata; Actinopteri; Cypriniformes; Cobitidae
Gene: rgmb
Product: repulsive guidance molecule BMP co-receptor b
Biological process (GO): BMP signaling pathway
Cellular component (GO): plasma membrane
Molecular function (GO): coreceptor activity
Source: RefSeq, a predicted model, not a curated record
UUUCCGCUAAACUCGGGUUAGGUUGAUUCACUAUCGAUCAUUGGGGAAAGACUGAGCUUGAUUUCUUUGCGGCGGAGAAAUCUGAUGUGCGUGCAACAUGAAUCGGACGAUCGCGGGACGCAGAUUAAAUUCAGUAACGUCAACAGAACUAAAAUCGUAGUUUGACCAACGCAAACCAGAUAGUGUUUGAGUCCGGGAAAGUGUUUGGGAUCGCGCUCGACUCACUUUGUUUCUCUUCUAUGCGUAAUAGGCGCGGACGGCGUGCGUUACCUAAACGUGUCCGCGUCUUCACAAAGUUGCGCGUCUCAGGAAGGGUUGAAGUUGGAUCCGUUGACCCGUGGAGUACUCUUGAGUCCCUCUGGAUGGAUGGAUGGGUAUGGGGAGAGCAGGAUCUUACUACCCCGGGGCUGAGAGCCUCAUCUCUCCUGUAUUUUAUCUGCUUGUGCUGUGCACCAUCUCUUCUGUCACUCGUAUAGGUGAGAGCCAGGUCCAAACCCCACAGUGCCGGAUCCAAAAGUGCACCACAGACUUCGUCUUGCUCACCUCCCAUCUGAACCCUUCGCUGGAUGGCUUUGAUACCGAAUUCUGCAAGGCCCUUCGAGCCUAUUCGGCCUGCACCCAGCAGACCUCCAAAAGCUGCAGGGGCAACCUGGUCUUUCACUCGGCCAUGCUGGGCAUUAGUGACCUCAUGAGUCAGAGGAACUGCUCUAAAGAUGGACCCACGUCGUCCACCAAUCCCGUCAACCCUAUUGAACCGUGCAACUAUCACAGCCGCUACCAUCAAGUGUCGCGGCCCGGGACGGGCGUUGGGCUCCUGGAACACCCACGGCCGACUUACCUGUUUUGCGGUCUGUUUGGGGACCCUCAUCUUAGGACUUUCAAAGACCAUUUUCAGACCUGUAAGGUUGAAGGGGCAUGGCCUCUCAUUGAUAACAAUUACCUGUCGGUGCAGGUGACAAACGUUCCGGUGGUUUAUGGAUCAAGUGCGACAGCAACUAAUAAGGUCACAAUAAUCUUCAAACCAUACCAAGAAUGCACCGAUCAGAAAGUCUACCAGGCCAUAACGGACGACCUUCCUGCCGCCUUCGUGGACGGGACCAUCAGCGGGGGCGACAGCGAGACCCGCAGCAUAUGGAUACUGGAGAAGUCUCCGGGUCGCCACGUGGAGAUCCAAGCCGCCUACAUCGGGGUCACCAUCAUCGUACGGCAGCAGGGUCGAUACCUGACUCUGGCCGUGCGGAUGCCGGAGGAGCUGGCCAUGGCCUUUGACGAAACACAGGACCUGCAGCUGUGCAUAAAUGGCUGCCCCACGUCAGAGCGCAUCGACCAGGAAGGACAUUUCCAUAUGCCCAUGCAGGGUCUCCAGCAGGCCGGCAUGCAGCAGCAGGCGAGGGUCCAAGCCCAAAGGGGAGUCUUCACCCUUGAAAGCGCCUCCAGAAAAUGCAGGGAACAGCUGGAGGUUAAAGACAUCUAUUUUCAUUCCUGUGUGUUUGACCUGCUUACCACAGGAGAUGCAAAUUUCACCACGGCCGCCUACAAUGCCCUGAAAGACAUGGAGAUCCUGCACCCUAAGCGGGAGCGCUGGCAUAUCUUUCCGAACUCGACUGCCGGGCACAGGCCGUUUUCAUUGCUCUCACAUGCACUGCUGGUUCUCUUUCUUCUUUCCGGGCUUUUAUAAUUCGAUGACUGUUUCUUAAAAAAAACAAA